Molecule: messenger RNA, 1588 nt
Organism: Hyla sarda
Lineage: Eukaryota; Metazoa; Chordata; Amphibia; Anura; Hylidae
Product: zinc finger CCHC domain-containing protein 3-like
Exons: 2
Coding region: 183-1304 (373 amino acids)
Molecular function (GO): zinc ion binding; nucleic acid binding
Source: RefSeq, a predicted model, not a curated record
UGCCUGAGCAGAACCAUCACCGCCAUAGGUUGUCAAAUAACCCGGAUUUAACCCACACAAGUAAGUCCAAUAGGGUGCAGGCAUGUCCUCUAUGCUUACAGCUUCCCGUGGGUGUUGGUUUGAUACCGUUUGGGGACAGCCAAGGAGGCAUCUGCAGGCAACAAAGAUUAUCAUCUGGAAGAAUGGCUGGAGUAAAGAAUACUAUCCGCAUGGAGGUGGAUCCUGCAAGUUCCAAGAACAACAUGGUUUAUCUGGUGAGAGACAUCAUUAUGGAGAAGAUUGGAGUGGACAAGGCUGAAAUCUUCAGUGUUAAUGAGUCUCCCCGCAGGGGCUCCUAUGAGGUAACCUUUGUGGAUGAGGGCAGGUGUUUGCAUGUGUAUGAAUACUUAAGGAAUCUCAGCAAUGAGCCCUUGCUGGUUGGGGUGAAGAUUACUCCACUGUUUGGUCUGCAGGAAAAAACUGUGAUAGUGCAUGUGCAUAAUCCUUACACAGAUGUGGAAAUUAUUAAGAACUUUUUGCACAAGUACUGUGACUAUGUGAAGGGUGGAGAGAAACAGACGAAUGUACUGGGGAUUUUUAACUGCAAUUAUAAGUUUGUGGUUAAAUUAAAAGUAGACCCUACUUGUGUUGGGGGUUUUAAACACCCCCCUGCCAGUUUUUCCAUUGCAGGUUAUAGGGGGUACCUGUCCUAUGCUGGUCAGCCUUCCUACUGCAGGAAUUGUUUUUCCUUUGGACAUUUAAAGGAGAACUGUGUGCAAGGACAAAUGUGCAGGAACUGUAAUACUGCUGGCCACCAUGCUGGAAGUUGUCCUAAAGCCAGGAAAUGUGACUUAUGUCGGGAGGAAGGUCAUGUUUAUAAGGACUGCCCUGGGGUGAGAAGUCCUUUAUUCAGUAGUGUGGUGAGAGAGGGGGAAAUAGUGAGGAGAUUGGCCCCUCUGAAGACCAUUGCAGCUCCUCAGAAGCCCCCUGAUGUUCAGGCUGCAGUCUCUGAUGCCUUCAGACAGUUGGAGGAAGUUAUUGAGGGAGUGCAGAGUCCUAGUCACUCUGUGGAGUCUGUUCACCCCUCUGACCCUGUUCACAUUGAGCCAUUUCCAUCCUCAGGUGAGACUGAUUUGUGUAACAGGGAGGGUGGUGGGAAACAUAAUGCAGAGGAUGAAAAUUAUGAUGGCUUUCAACUGGUGCAUGGAGGGAAGUCUGCCAAGAAAAGAAGAGGUGAGAAGGGUGCGGACUCGCGCCCGGAAACCAGCAACUUUUAUGAAGUCCUGGAGACGGAUGUUAUGGAGGCUACUGAGAGUGGUGAAUAACUAUGCUGGGACUUGAUUUGCUAGUUAGUAGCAGGUGGCUGAUGCACCUGUGUAGCUCAUGCAGGGUUAAACCUUGUUCUUUGUAGCUUUAGGCUAUGGGUUUUGUUGUAUGUUCUCAAAAUGUGAGAGUGUUUAAAAAUAAGGCUAGGAGAGCUGCUAUUUUAAGUUUUUUAGCUCAGGAAAAUGCUGCAAUUUUUUUGUUUGCAGGAGUGUGGUAUUGAUCUCACCAUAAGUCAGGAUGAAUGGGUGUAUGGUCGGUGUGUGUGGUCUGGGAGUGUUUUGAA